AAAAGUUUAGUGCACGUAAAUUUUCACACAACGUUUUCAAAGCUCUGUGAGUAAAACUUGUUGUCAAUUUUGAAACUGAGUUGACGUUACUCAUUCUUCUAAAUCAAUAUUACUCACUUUUUGACAUUUGAACUAAAUAAGCAAAAGCGAGUACAAACUACUCACUUGAGAGUAACAUUGAAUGAGCGUGUAAAUAUUUGAAAUUUUUACCUGGCAUCUCUGUUUACACUAAACGUCGGCUUAAAUUUACUUCACUAUGGAGCCAGAAAACAUAAAGCAACCUUUAAUUGAAAGUAAAUCUGUGUUCUUAGAUACACAUGCGAUGCAAAAUCCGACAACCGACGAAACUCAACUGAAUUUAUUGAAAUAUGAAUCUGAAUGGAUUGAUCUUGGAUCAGGUUAUCAAAUCCGCAUACCAGCACAAGGCACAGAACAUAAGAGCAUUGAGCAGGGACAGUUUGAAAAUGUUAUUGUUGAAACUUUUGAAAAAGAACUAGCAGAAAUUAAUUUGGAUGAUUUGAAAACUUCAAUGUUUCACUUUGUAGAAACUCGUGAUCUUGAUGAAUCGAACUGCUUUAGUUUAAGGAUCAAGCUACAGUCGGAAGACUUAUCUAACAAACAAGUAGAGUCAUUUGAAGAUUUCGUUCACAAAUGCAAUUUCUGUAUCAGUCGUUUCUCGAUAAUGGAACAACUUAGAGGACACUUGCUACGACAUGCACAUAUUGAGUGCGACCACUGCAAUACAAAAUUCCACAAUCCAUUCGAACGGGAUUGGCACGCAAAGCGAUUCCAUAGGGUAGAUUCCUUACUUAGAAAAAGUAUUGGCAUUCACCACUUUUGCCGAUGUUGCCAGCUCAGUUUUCCCACCAAUGAAGAAAUAUUUUCACACCUAAUUAGGUGCCAUUGGGUUUAUGUUGAACAAGAGAUGAGAAAAUUUUCAGAUCCGCUAACAUGCCAUUCAGAAAGUACUAAGCAUCUUUCUACCUUAGUUCAGAAUGAAUCAAAUGCAACUUUGUGCAUUUACUGUAAUCAGAUUUUCAAAACUUCCUGGACUUUAGCGAAGCAUUUCAAAACUAAGCACAUGAGCUCUACGCAUGCCUGUAAGUACUGUACAGAAGUUUUCAGUAGUAUGUUGUUAUUGAUAAAACAUCAAAGGCGAGUUCAUGGAAUAGUGACUAAUUACAAAUGAAUUCAUUAGUAACAUGAAAAUAGAAUUGCUUAGAACAUUUUAA
This is a messenger RNA of Malaya genurostris, 1232 nucleotides long. Its product is annotated as zinc finger imprinted 3-like. The record is from RefSeq and is a predicted model, not a curated record. The transcript has 2 exons. Bases 257 to 1189 code for a protein of 310 amino acids. NCBI's taxonomy places the organism in Eukaryota, Metazoa, Arthropoda, Insecta, Diptera, Culicidae.